AUGGCUUCCACAGUGCCGAUAUCGACUCUCAAAGCAUCGGACUUUGACCAUCUCGAGCUGGACCCCAUCAAGAGCGAAGGUUCAGGGACCAGCGAUGAGAUCGAUUGGACGGAGGAAGAAGAAACCAGCAUUCGAAGGAAGAUCGACCGGCGCAUAGUGCCCCUCGUCACGAUCUUGUAUCUUCUCUGCUUCCUGGACCGCGCCAACAUCGGCAAUGCCCGAAUUCAAGGCAUGGCGACAGACUUGAACCUUGUCGGCUACCGCUUUAACUGGGCUUUGAGCGUCUUCUACAUCGUCUACUUGCUGGUGGAGAUCCCUAGCAACGUUCUCCUGAAAUACAUUGGAGCGCGGUACUACAUCCCGAUGCUCGUGAUGGGUUUCGGGUUUGUGUCGAUGUGUACGGCUUUCGUGAAGAGUUUCAGCACGCUUUGCGUUGCAAGAGCAGUUCUGGGAAUCUUCGAAGGCGGCACAAUGCCUGGAAUUGCCUUUUUUCUCAGCACAUUCUACAAGCGACGAGAACUGUAUUUCAGAAUCGGCAUCUUUAUUUCCGCCGCCUCGAUUGCGGGUGCUUUUGGAGGCCUCUUUGCCACUGCUUUGGCCCGCAUUCCUCGCUGGGGUACAGAGUCCACUCCCAUUCAUACCUGGAGAAAUAUCUUCUUUUUCGAAGGCCUGCUUACCAUGGUCAUUGCGGCCGGCGCUCCGUUCCUGAUGCCCUCGAAUCCGCAGACAUGCAUGUUCUUGGCCGAUAGGGAGCGGUACAUUGCCAACGAACGUCUAAUCCGCGAACACCGAGCCGAUCCGCACGAACAUGUGCAAUGGCGGCACGUCAAGGCCGCGGUAUGCAACAUUAACAACAACAUUGCUGCACUGGGCUUCUUCAUGAUCAAUAUCACCGUGCAAGGCCUCUCGAUUUUCCUUCCCACGAUCCUCAAGGAUCUCGGCUGGACCUCGACCAAAGCGCAACUAUACUCCGUGCCUCCGUACGUGGCGGCCUGUCUCGUCGCUAUUGCCAUCGCCUACGUCAGCGACAAGACGCGUAGGCGCGGCAUCUUUCUGGCAGUCGCUACGAUCUUCCCUAUCGUCGGGUUCAGCCUGCUCCGAUGGAACACAAAUCCCAGCAUCCGGUACAUGGCUAUCUACCUCAUCAUUGUAGGCGCCUUUCCCGGAGGCCCUGGAUUCAUGUCUUGGGGCAUCAACAACUCGGCUGGCCCGGCUACCCGGGCUGUGGCUACUGCUUACAUCGUCUCUCUGGGAACUGGAGGCGGCGUUCUGGCAACCUGGACCUAUCUCGUUCGCGAUGCGCCCCGGUACCCAAUCGGUCACUCAAUCAAUCUUGGAGCGCAAGUCAUCGUCUUGGCUUUGGCCACCUUCGGUAUAUUGUACAAUUUGCAUGAGAACCGCAUCAGAGCGGCUGGUAAGCGCAAUCAUCGUCUCGAAGGUUUGACGGACCAGCAAAAGAGAGACCUUGGCCACCAUCACCCCGACUUCAAGUAUAUGCCUUGAAGGAGAGUGGCAUCGGCAAUAUCGACGUGGUGCGGGGGUGUCAACGAGUCUCGACAUUGCUGAGCAUCGAUAUUGUGUAACGAGAACAGCUUCACAAUUGUGAAGGAAAGGGCAAAAUUGCAACCUCGAUCAAGGACCGGCCUGUCACAUGGGAACGGGGGCGCGCUCUGCAACUCCAAGAUGACUAAGUACAGGAUCUCUAAGGUACCGCAUCAAAUCCCCCCAUGAUACGCCUUAUAUCAGCGGAAAUGAGAAAAUGGCAAUGGAGUGUAACGAAUCGAACAUAUUUUGAAGUUUUGAAAUUUUGACAUGUACACUUUCUGUACUUUAUAUGCACACAUGCGCUCAAGG
Exophiala xenobiotica is the source of this 1854-nucleotide messenger RNA. RefSeq lists its product as uncharacterized. Gene Ontology annotation, biological process: transmembrane transport. The record is from RefSeq and is a predicted model, not a curated record. Bases 1 to 1503 code for a protein of 500 amino acids. Gene Ontology annotation, cellular component: membrane. Lineage: Eukaryota; Fungi; Ascomycota; Eurotiomycetes; Chaetothyriales; Herpotrichiellaceae. The transcript is spliced from 7 exons. Gene Ontology annotation, molecular function: transmembrane transporter activity.